CGACAACACCCAAGCAAUAACCGAUGUAAGUCACCCUCAUCUGCCCAGGUAAAGUGUCUCCCCCUACAGCUCUAAUAUGGGUAUAUGCAGCCCCGACUCCCCGUGUUAUACAAUAUCUCCACAUCUUAAACAAUUCCUUAUAGCGAAACCCAUCUCUGGAUACACCUUUAUCACAGCUACCACCGGAGAGUAAUACUUCCUUGCUACGGGCGCGCUCGCCUCCGAAUCCAUCUCUGGCUACGGAGGCUCGAUUCCGGACCUUCCUACCCUCCAGCACUAUUCUUACCCCCAGCCAACAUCCAUUACAAAUGAAGCGCUCUUUGCCUUCAACUUUUCUAAACCAGGCUAUCACUUAUCUGGCCUGUCUCCGGACAACCUGAUAAUGAUCAUGGAAAGCUCUCACCACGAUAUCACUUUCCACCUGACACUCCACGCCACCUCCCCGGCAUUCUACUACGCCCUCGCCGGGCGCAUGUACAUAUCUCGGCGGAACAAUCAACGACUGAGCCCCCCCGCGUAUAAAACAUCAGGAACUAUUUCCCUCCGUCGAUCGCUCUCCGGUGGAGCUUCGGAACAAUCAAUGUUGACACCCCCACCCCCCGGGGCCUCGCUAACCUGGUAUGAGCGACUCUGGGGCGCCCCAGACCUCUUCACCAAAAACUCAACCUACUUUAACCUUCGACAAUAGCGACCUGUUCCUCUGCACAUAUCUAGUUUCCUGUUUGGGCCCACCAUUCAUAUCAGGGAGCAGCAACGUCCGCAGGCGCAACCAGAGUGCGCAUGCAUUCGUUCCUGUAGAUUUUAUUCUCACCCGAUGUGCACGCGGUCUGGACAUCACCAAGCUCAGGGAUGGCGUGUCCUCAGAAAUGGGAACUGGGUAUCGAAUCAAGAGGUAUGUUUGAGAUUCAAAGUGUGGUUGGGGAUCAGGAGUUUGCUGGUCAGCGGUGGGAUGGUAUGACUUAUAAUGGGUUUGUCACUUUUACUGGGGUGUUUGAUGGGCGUAGCGUGACAGGGUGUGGGGCGUUGAGAUGAGAGUGACCACCUGGCUGGAAAGGGUUUUAUGGAUUUAUUGACUGUCCGAUCUCUCUUCUCCUCUCCUCUCCUGAUC
Aspergillus alliaceus is the source of this 1108-nucleotide messenger RNA. RefSeq lists its product as uncharacterized. Bases 383 to 688 code for a protein of 101 amino acids. The record is from RefSeq and is a predicted model, not a curated record. NCBI's taxonomy places the organism in Eukaryota, Fungi, Ascomycota, Eurotiomycetes, Eurotiales, Aspergillaceae. The transcript has a single exon.